CAGCCUCGCCAUGGGCCACCCAUGGCCACCUCCGCGCUCUCCUGCCCCUGCUCCCCCACCUUCCUCCGGCGACGCGUCCCCGCCUGCGCCACCGGCUUCCGCCCUCGCCCUCCUCCUCCCGCCCUCCACCGCCGCCGCGUCCGCCUCGGCCCCCUGCACGUUGUGGAUGACUCCAAGGAGGUAGAGACGGCGGUGGCUGAGGCUGCCGGCGGCGAUGAGAGGUCGCAGACGGACAAGCUGGUGGACGGGAUGGACUUCGGGGAGCUCUGCAACGACUUCGAGUGCAUAAGCAGCCCCUACGUGGAGGCCACGGCGAGGCAGCUCGCCCGCGACAUCCUCGAGCUCCGCGACGACAACCGCGCCUUCAGCUGCUACGCCGUCUCCGUUAAAUACUCGGACCCGGUCAGGACAUUUGUGGGACGGGAGAAGUACAAGAGGCCAUUGUGGAUCACCAAGGCACUGGAAAACCCCACAGUGACAGUCCAGGAAAUGUCAAUGCAAUCGACAAGCAUGCUGACCAUCAAAUGGACAAUCAGAGGCAAACCUAAGAAUCCUUUCUUCGCAACAAUCGGAGGAGACCUGAUCGUCCGUGUUACCUCACAGUUCGUCUUGAACCAGAUAAGUGGCCAAGUGCUCGAGCAGGUCGACUCAUGGGACCUUUCUGCCUCGUCUCCUCCUGCCCAGGCCUACUUUUGGUUCUCCAGGAGGGUCUACUCUACUGUUGAAGCCGGAAAGGACACCAUCGAAGCUGCAAAGGGCACGGCUUCUCGGCUAUCAACAAAGAAAGAUGAGAACUUGGAGGCUUAUCCGGAUCCAUCAGGGGAUCCUACUAAGUUCUUUCAGAGGCCGGAUGAUGGAUUGACCCAAGAUGUGUACCAGAUUGCGCUUUUCCUGGCCAUUCUCUACUUCAUUGUACAGUUUUUGAAAACGACUCUGUGAUUGUACUAGCUUCAACAGUAUCAACUCUUCCUGAAGCCCUGACCUAAUUCUCCAGGUCAUGCUUUUGUGUAUAAGUGCAUGCAUAUAUGUGUAUGAUCUAUUUCUAACAAAAUAUUAUCAUAGA
Molecule: messenger RNA, 1063 nt
Organism: Oryza brachyantha (malo sina)
Lineage: Eukaryota; Viridiplantae; Streptophyta; Magnoliopsida; Poales; Poaceae
Exons: 5
Coding region: 22-939 (305 amino acids)
Cellular component (GO): chloroplast
Source: RefSeq, a predicted model, not a curated record